AUGGCUGUACCAAAAGUGAACAAAAAGUUGCUUGAAGACCUUGAAGAAAUGGGAUUUCCACUGGCACGGGCAACCAGAGCACUUCAUUAUUCUGGCAAUACCAGCUUAGAGGAUGCUAUAAAUUGGAUGAUUGAUCAUGAGAAUGACGCUGAUAUUGAUGAGAUGCCAUUGGUAGAUAUAGAGAUUGAUAUUGAGUCCCCACAAUCAUUCCCUACAACAGAAGAGAUGAAAAUUAAAGCACAGAUUUUAAGGGAACAAGAGCGUAAGAGGAAAGAGGAUGAAGAAAAAAUGUUUGAGAGAGAAAGGGAGAAGGAGAGGAUUCAAGCAGGUAAAAAAUUCCUCGAGGCAAAGCGAAUUGCGGAAGAAAAUGAAAGAAAGCGGUAUUUAGCCUUGAAAAAAGCGGAAAAAGAAGAAGAGAAAAGAGCAAGGGAAAAAGUUCUCCAGAAACUAGAGCAGGAUAAGUUAAAUAGAAGGUCUAAACUUGGAUUGCCUCCAGAAGGCCAAGCCAUUGCGAGAUCAUCUGCUAUUGCAGUAAAGCAUGAAAAGAAUUCGAAGCCUGUUUAUACAAAUGCAAAGGUUGAGCACUUGAGAGAAUGUCUGAGGUCUCUCAAGCGUAACCACCUGGAAGACUUUGCAAAAGUCAGAAGGGCCUUUGAAACACUUCUAGUGUAUGUUGGAAAUGUCACCAAGAAUCCCAAGGAGGAAAAGUACAGGAAGAUCCGACUGAGCAACCCAUUAUUCCAGGAUAGAGUUGGAAGUUUAAAUGGAGGUGUAGAGUUUCUUGAACUGUGUGGUUUUGAGAAAACGGGUGAUUUCUUGUAUCUUCCCGAAGAAAAGGUUGACACGGAACUACUAAAUUCAGCUGGUUUUGUCUUAAAUUCUGCAAUGACAAAUCCUUUCUUUGGACUUUUAAGUACUUAGGAAACUCAUAUAUAACACUCUUGUCAAGCAUAUGUAGUGUUAAACGUUAACCAUGGGAAAGAAUGUAGCUUACUUUAUUAA
Gastrolobium bilobum is the source of this 1002-nucleotide messenger RNA. RefSeq lists its product as uncharacterized. Gene Ontology annotation, molecular function: protein binding. NCBI's taxonomy places the organism in Eukaryota, Viridiplantae, Streptophyta, Magnoliopsida, Fabales, Fabaceae. Bases 1 to 921 code for a protein of 306 amino acids. The transcript is spliced from 11 exons. The record is from RefSeq and is a predicted model, not a curated record.